This is a messenger RNA of Glossina fuscipes, 1835 nucleotides long. RefSeq lists its product as uncharacterized. The transcript is spliced from 2 exons. NCBI's taxonomy places the organism in Eukaryota, Metazoa, Arthropoda, Insecta, Diptera, Glossinidae. The coding region runs from base 318 to 1667 and encodes 449 amino acids. Gene Ontology annotation, biological process: regulation of sodium ion transport. The record is from RefSeq and is a predicted model, not a curated record. Gene Ontology annotation, molecular function: sodium channel regulator activity.
UUGCUUCGCAAUCGUAAAGCGGAUGAAGAAAAAAAUCCAGCAUAUAUCUGCUUGAAAAGAGGAAGAAAAAAACGCAUAAUAAAAUUCGUCACCACUUUGACAUACUAUCAAAAUUUUUGGUAUUCGAUAAAUGCAAUCAUCAUGCUGAGCGAGUAAAAGCAGUGCCGAUAACGAACGGAUGAAUGUGAAAUUAUGUGAAAAACGUCUUGAAUUGUGUUUUAGUGUAGAAAGCAAGGCAAAGUUAUUGAAGUUUCUUAAGGGAGGAGCAUUGAAUAGUUUGCAACAAGGUUCACCCGUCCGACGCUUAGUCAACGAUUAUGGGUAAGAAAAAAGUGCCCAGUGAGGACUUAAUAGUACCGCCACAGGAUCAGCGAAUUUGCGGCACAAUAUGUGUCUGUCAAAUGACAUUGGUAUUAAGUUCGGUAGCUUUAGUUUAUUUAACAGUCGCCAUAUAUAUGCCGUCGACGCGAGCCUUUAAAAGCGGCAUUGAUCAGACACCCGUCAUGUGCACUACAACACGUGCGGUUAAUAAGGAGAAUUGUGAAUGGGGCUCAUGCGGUGAAUGGUGCCUAAGUAAGACAUCGGGCGCUUGUAUACAAAUUUAUGUAAAUCUACGUAACAAUGGCACCAAUUUAAGUUUUCAAAAUUGUACUAAUUCGGCCAAUAAGACCUGCUAUGGCAUUGACCAGGAUCGAGCUGAUAAGGCCCGUUGCAUACAUGAUGAAUGUAAAAAUCUUACGGGAACUUUUAAUUGCACAGCUGGCCAGUGUUUAAAUAUCACCGAUGCCUUUGAAUGUGUUUUCAAGAAUAGUGAUUCACCAGUUAAGUGUUCAGGUAGAAGGGGGAAAAUCAAUUGCAUGGAUAUAAGUGGCUUGUUUUCAUGCAAUCGCGGCACUUGCCGUAAAAUACGUACCCCUUACAAUUGCGACCGCCGUUGUGUCGACAUACCAACACGCAAUAAAAACGUAGUAAUACUAAGCGGCGACAAAGUUUACUUAUCGCAAUGCCAGAACGCUAUAAACGCGGAAACAGAAGAGGAGGUAUGGAAUGAGUCAGGCGAUAAUGUGGUAAUGGCAUCGUGUUAUUUUAUUAAAAACACUUCCGAUCGGGUAGAUGCAAUGGAUUGCAUAAACGGUUCCACUAUAGAGCAUAGCAUGCUAACGGAUCUCACCAACUUUACGUAUUUAAGUCAUUUACAUAUAACCGUAGCGAAUCCGGUACCAGAGAUAGCACCGCCCGAUGUAGAUCUAACUAUAUCGAAUGAAUCGAAGCUUAUGAUUAAUCUGGAGGGUUGCGUUAAUACACUGAUGGAUGAAUGCAAAGAAUUCCUUAAGGAUUUCGGACGCGAUGGCAGCGAUCAUAAUGCUCGUGCUCGUUUCCCAUGCUUCUAUUCGCCCCAAAAGAAGGAUGUUGUUGUAGCUCGUUUCAAUUUGGAAGUCACCUACCGUCAAUUCGUAUUUGCUUCUGUAGUCCCAUCGGUGCUGUUUGUAGUUUCUUGUCUAGUGCUGUUGCUCUGUCAAAAAACCGUUUAUGUAGGCGACGAUGCUAAGAUGCGUUUCAAAGGUUGUGUGGAUACUGACACAAUAUUAUCGAAGAACGCUUUAACUGAUCAGGCUAAUGGCGAUAACGGCGGAGGUGGAGGUGGCGAUGAAGUCAUGGCUCUAUGAGAUCCGUCACGCAUUCCUCUGCUUCAAGAAGACAGUCCUGUACAUCAAUCGGGCAUAUUUGCAUUGCAAUAAUUUAUCAUACUCUGUAACAACAACAACAACAAGAACAACACCUACUGUUAUCGAUCACAACUCAAUUUCAUUAAUAAAUUAAAAAGAAAAAAAAAA